Messenger RNA from Lodderomyces parapsilosis, 3195 nucleotides. RefSeq lists its product as uncharacterized. Bases 1 to 3195 code for a protein of 1064 amino acids. Gene Ontology annotation, molecular function: protein binding. The record is from RefSeq and is a predicted model, not a curated record. NCBI's taxonomy places the organism in Eukaryota, Fungi, Ascomycota, Pichiomycetes, Serinales, Debaryomycetaceae. The transcript has a single exon.
AUGCUUAUUGAAAAUUCAGAGAAUGAAAAAUACAUCAAGACCAUCAACUUUGGUUGUUAUCCCAAGAAUGUAUUGAAAUUUCAGGAUAGUCAAGAUUUUGUUCAACAGUUGAUAUUUAUUGACUACCAAUUGAAGUUGUUGAUACAAAAUGAAUUUCGUGGAGAAGAACUCUCACCAGUAAGCAAUAAUAUUGCUAAUGGAUCUUCUUAUUCACCGAAGGAAAAAUUAUCGCAAUUGAUUAAUUAUGCAACGUCAGUGGGCUCAAACUACCAUAAAACCACUAGAACUUAUGAAAGUAACUUGUAUUAUACUGUGUUGAUGGCCCACUUGUUGUAUCUUGACGAAAACAUACACGAAAUGAACCGGCUACUCACCUCAAUCAAAGUGUCAUUUCAAGUGAGCAAGAAUCUCAAUGUAUCCACCAGUGUAUUUGAAUUUAUCCAGUAUUUGACAGUAAGAUACUAUGCCUUGCUUGGAUUGUGUAACUCAAAUGGAUUAUCAAUCUGGACCGAUUACUUGAACUACUACAACAAACCAUUUGCUAAGUCACACGUGGUUGCCAACCACUGGUUCGAUUUAUUACUCGGUAACCUCGCCGUGGCAUUAACCAAAAAUCGUACAAUCCAGCUAUCAUUUGUCAACCAAUUGACCAAAUUACCAUUUUACAAAAAUAAAUUGGCAAUUAUUGCUUUUGCCAAUUUUCUUUUGCGUCCAGAAAGUAGUCGACUUAUCAAUCGAAAUUUUAAACAAGAGUAUACUGAAUUUUUGGUGGUUGAUAUUAAUGAAUGUAUUCAUCUGAGAGUUCAAUUUCCUGAUGCCAGUGAUGAAAAUACACAAGUAAAUGACUUCACUAACAAUUUGUAUGAGUCAUUGAGUUAUGUACCGUUUAAUUUGGCAAUUUUAAGACCUGAUUUGUCCAAACAAUUUUUGGUGGAUGCAAUGAAAAAGACGUACCAAAGCCGAGUUGUCAUUUCUAAUUUUAUUUACACCUUGAUUGAUUUGAAUGAGUAUGAUGAAGCAUUGGCUGCUUUUAAUACAUACAUUGACUAUUUGGAAAAAGAUCAAGAGUUGAAAAAUGGUCAUGUGGAAGAUAUAUUGGCCAUUAUCGAUACCUACAGUACUUGCAUCAUUCACUUCAAUCCAUUAAAAUCAUUCAAGCACCAUGAAAAGUUUAAAUUCACUGAUGAACCCAUUGUUUUGCAAUACUUGCAUAAAUAUAUUGAACAAUUGCAAAAUUAUAUGAGCAAAUUGGCGGAAUUGAUUGAUUUGACUUAUGAUGAUGUAAAUCAUGCUGGUGAUCGAAACCCGCUUUCAUUUUUGUAUCGCAAAUACAAUUUAAAUGUGUUGCAAUCGGAUCAUUCACAAUUUAUGGAAUUAAUUGCCAAGGCAUGGCACUCAAUCGGGUACUAUCAUUACUACAUGUCGUUGUGUGAAUCAAGUAAUCAAAAAAUUCUUGACGAACAUGUAUCACAAGUGUUGAAAAACUAUAAAAAUUCAUUGAUUAUUAAUUCAACUGGUAAUGUUGUUUAUUUGUUCCACUAUGCAUUGGCAUUGGCAAACACUGGUCAGUUGAAACCGUCGUUGAAAUUGUGUAAAUUCAUUUUGAAGCGGUACCCUGAAUCAUUCAAAACUUGGAAUCUUUUGGUUUUAUUGAUCACAUCAUUCAACAACAACGACGAUGAUGUGAAUAAACCAGCAAGUUUCAAUGAUAACAUUCUCCCCGAUAAUUUAUUAAAUGACGUUAGCAAAGCCAAUGGUAAUAUGAAUGGAAUUGAUCAACAAGUGGACAGUGGAUAUGUACCACCGAAAUUGGAAAUUCGAGAACCAGAAAAGUUCAUCAACAAGGCAUUAAACAUUUCCGGGUUAUACAUUAUGAAACACAAGGAGAGAGAUAUCAAGUUGCCCACUGAUGCCAAGUAUGAAAUUAUGCAAUUGAAAUUGACACAAUUGGCAGUUUUGGAAUCCAUACAUGGACCACAAUACAUGAUGAAUUAUAUCUCAGAAGUGUUUCUUUUGUACCAUGAACUUUUCGAAGUGUCGUUCAACACGGCACUUAAUGGGUCCACUGCCCUUUCAUCUUCACGAAACUUUGGUGCCCAUGUAAAAUGGUCACAUCGACCCAGUUUUAUCGAUCCAGUUGAGUUACAAAAUGUUGGAUCAAAUACUCCAGCACCUUUACCACAACCACGUGCUAGCUCUCCAACAAAUGCAGCUUAUUCAGUGGCACAUGAGACACUGGCAAAGACCAACCCAGUAGCGACAAAGAGUGUUUCUUUGGUUAAUGAAUCCAAUGGAUCCAAUGUGAAACGAACUCAUACUGUUGAUCGAUUGAAACGACUUUCGAAAUUACCAAUGCAUCUUCCAAAGCCCAACUCAAGAGGUGAGUCAGUGAAUAGACGAGACUCGGUUGUUUCUCAGUCUUCGUUAAAGACUAGUGGAUCAGGACCUGGGUCACGUAUCAAGAAGCCGGAUUUUUUCAGAAAUGGCAAUGAUCUGAAGAAUACCAUACUGGAGAAAUCAGUAUCGCCAUCACCAUCACGUACUGGUGUCAUUCAAAGUUCAAAUGCUGCGGUUGCUGGUGGUGUUGCUUCACCAGCUCCUGUAAAGCGUAAUCCAGUUGCGCCAACUCAUGCAACAACACCCAAGGACAAUGUUCUUGAACGCAAGUUACUUCAGGAAUUGUGGCUUUAUACAGCACGCGUGUUCUUAAAGAAUGACUUGUAUGAUGAAUGUGAACAAUGUAUUGGUGAAGCUGAAUCCAUUUAUGAACCAAAUAUCAAGACAUUUAUCGCCACUGGUCAGUUGAAUUCGAAAACCAAGAAAUUUCUUUCAUUGCAAGAGUACGAACGUACAUUGGAGAUUUUGGAGCGUACUGAUAAAUACAACAAGAUUGAAUUUGGAUACGCUGUAUUGGGAUUGGCCAAGUUGUUUCUCAUUGAUGAUGUAUCAACAAAGAGUUUAUUUAUUUCGACUAGAGAUAUGGAUGCGGCAAUUAUAAGAUUAAAAAACAUGUUGGAGGAAUUCUCCUUGAGUUGGCCUGUUGGUGCAAAUAAUGUUGAAGUGUGGUUUUACUUGGGCAAAAUUUAUGAAGUAAUUGAUGACAAGAUUUUGUUGACGAGAAGUUUAUGGAAAUGUGUCGAGUUGGAGGAUACUAGACCAGUUAGGAGUUUUGAAGUUUGUAAUUCAAGUAUGUAA